CAUAACCUCUGUUUGUCAACGUAUAUUCAGUCAUCACCACGAUUUACACGAAUCUCAUCAUUAAAAACCAAAUUUAUGCAUUUUUCUCUCCGACCCCGAUAAUUCCGAGCGUGGAAAUCCCUAUCUAAACAAACAAUAUGAUACACCCGCGAUAGCAGAGCAAUAAACGCCAAUAACACGCCUAAAUAUGCAUUUUUAACUCUAAAAGUUGAUAAACUUUCCUACAUAAUAUCAAACACAGCACAACAAUUAACAAUUCCAUAGCAAUGGCAGCACAGAAACAUUCUUUUGGUCCUUUGAUUGGAUCUAUUGACGAAGGAACUUCAAGCACACGCUUUUUAGUAUUUGCUGCGAAAACAGCAGAAGUAUUGACAUUUCAUCAGCUAUCUUUGAAUCACAUUACUCCACAUGAAGGAUGGGUGGAAAUGGACCCCAUGGAGAUAUUACAUGCAGUUAUUGAGACUAUGAAUGUCACCUGUGACAAUUUGAAGAAACUUAAUAUCAGUCUUGAAGAUAUUGCAGCAAUUGGGAUCACCAAUCAGAGGGAAACCACUGUAUUAUGGGAUUCACAAACAGGGAAACCAUUAUAUAAUGCAUUAGUAUGGUUGGAUAUGAGAACUGCCAGCACAGUUGACAAGAUCUUAAACAAUGGACGUCGUAACAAAAACUUCCUCAAAAGUGUCUGCGGCCUUCCCGUGAGCACAUAUUUCAGCGCGUUGAAGAUUCGCUGGAUGAUGGACAAUGUACAAGCUGUUAAAGAUGCCAUAAAAGAAAAGAGAUGUUUAUUUGGAACGAUAGAUACUUGGUUAAUUUGGAACUUAACUGGAGGCAUUAAUGGUGGAUAUCACGUGACGGAUGUGACUAAUGCAUCAAGAACAAUGUUGAUGAACAUUAACACUCUGAAAUGGGAUCCACAGCUGUGUAAAAUUUUCGAUAUUCCAAUGCAAAUACUGCCUGUUAUUCGCAGCUCAUCAGAAAUUUACGGUUACUUAAGCGAGACGGUUAUUAAAGGCAUUCCUAUAUCUGGUUGUUUGGGUGAUCAACAAGCUGCCCUUGUUGGCCAAAUGUGUUUUCAAGUCAGUCAGGCAAAGUGUACUUACGGAACUGGAUGUUUUCUGCUUUAUAAUACUGGAAAUGCUAUUAUUCAAUCAAAUCACGGUCUUCUCACAACAGUGGCCUAUCAAUUUGGCGCUAACAAACGCCCUGUAUACGCCCUUGAAGGAUCCAUAGCUAUUGCAGGCGUAGCAAUGCGUUGGCUGCGCGAUAAUCUAGAAAUAAUCAAAAACAUCGCUGAUUCCGCUCAAAUCGCACGCGAUGCUGACUUGGUUGGUGAAGUUGUGUUCGUUCCUGCAUUUUCUGGUUUAUAUGCGCCUUACUGGCGUAAAGAUGCACGCAGUGUAAUUUGUGGGCUUACCGAUGAAACAAAACCUGCUCACUUUAUAAAAGCAGCAAUAGAAGCAGUAGUCUUUCAAGUACGCGAUAUUUUGGAAGCCAUGUCGUUGGACUGCGGUUAUCCACUUACAAAACUCCUCGUAGAUGGUGGAAUGACUGCAAAUGAUCUCCUGAUGCAGAUUCAGGCUGAUUAUUGUGGUAUUCCAGUUGUGAGGCCAUACAUGGCUGAAACCACUGCCUUGGGAGCUGCGAUUGCUGCUGGUGGUGCAUUGGGUGUUGAAGUAUGGGAUCUGGACAAUGUACAAUCAGUUCCAAGUGAUACUUUUUCACCAACAAUCACACAAGAUCAACGUGACAUAAAAUACGACCGUUGGAAGUUAGCAAUCGCUCGUUGCCUUGAAUGGGUCGAAGAAAACGAAGAAGAUGGCCUAGAUAAUUGUGAAGAAAGCCGCCAUAUUGCACUGCCAGCAUCGUUGUUCGUCCUUGGAUCAAUGGCCCUCGUCCUUAUUGCAAGCUAUGUGCUUAAACGAAGUACUUAACCUUAUUUUAGCUCAAAACUCAAGUUUUCUCAAAAACUAACCUCACUUUAUGCUGUUAUACUGGGAAAGCAGUUGAUUUGUUAUUUAUAUUCAUUCGUUGCAUUUUUAUUUCGGUUAUUGUCACUUUUACAAGUGAUUUUUAUGAAUUUAUUUUGGUAUUCAAGGAUCAAUGGUUCAAAAGGUUGUGGUAUUCUGUGAUUAUUUUCGUUGUAUUGCUUUCAUGCGCUAUAAAAUGAUGUAAAAUGUAA
Messenger RNA from Dalotia coriaria, 2179 nucleotides. RefSeq names its product glycerol kinase 3-like. NCBI's taxonomy places the organism in Eukaryota, Metazoa, Arthropoda, Insecta, Coleoptera, Staphylinidae. Gene Ontology annotation, molecular function: glycerol kinase activity. The transcript is spliced from 10 exons. The record is from RefSeq and is a predicted model, not a curated record. Gene Ontology annotation, cellular component: mitochondrion. Gene Ontology annotation, biological process: carbohydrate metabolic process; glycerol-3-phosphate metabolic process. The coding region runs from base 267 to 1931 and encodes 554 amino acids.